Messenger RNA from Angiostrongylus costaricensis, 771 nucleotides. NCBI's taxonomy places the organism in Eukaryota, Metazoa, Nematoda, Chromadorea, Rhabditida, Metastrongylidae. The record is from the annotation of a GenBank genome assembly.
AUGUGCUUGCAGCUCUCUUCUCUUCUGACGACUCCAGUGGUGUCUCGUCAUGUACCACUUCCGACAGCCUUAAUCCUACGCAUAGAGCUCAAUCGACAUUUGUUCCUAGUGAUUCGCUUUUACAGGCAUAGUGAUGAAGUCUUGCUUGAUAUCGGAGAUGCGGUUCAUGUCGAUAGAACAUACGAAGAUCACUGGUGUUACGGAACAAAUCUUAGAACUGGAGUCUCUGGAAUUUUUCCUUCGGCCAUUGUUUGUGAAAUCGAUAUCGUCGAAGAAAUUUGUCUUGGAGCGCUUCCAUCAAAUGCUAACAAAGUGACCGAAUCAGAACGAGACACUUUCUACUUGACCAUGUUGGCAUCGAUCGAAGUAGGUCAUCAUAAAGGCAACGACGUUCUCGUUCAGGCGAUGAACAAGGUGUUAUCGAUGUACAAAAACCACGAAGAGGUGAUCGUUCCGCAGACGGUUCUCAUGGAGGUUUCCUUUCGUGGGAUUCAUGUAAUUGACAAGAGGAGAAAGAACUUUUUCCAAUGUCCGACGUUCGAUUUCUUCUACAGUUUACAAAAUAUUUCGUUUUGUGGAGCGCAUCCAAAACAACUCAAAUAUUUUGGUUUCAUCACAAAACAUCCGCUGUUACCGCGAUUUGCUUGCCAUGUGUUCUUGUCCAGUACUUCUACACAGCCGAUAGUUGAGUCAAUUGGACGAGCUUUCAAACGUUCUUACGACGAAUACAUGGCGUUCGCACAUCCGACAGAAGACAUCUAUCUGGAGUGA